Messenger RNA from Folsomia candida, 1677 nucleotides. Its product is annotated as elongation of very long chain fatty acids protein 6. The record is from RefSeq and is a predicted model, not a curated record. Bases 641 to 1525 code for a protein of 294 amino acids. Gene Ontology annotation, biological process: fatty acid elongation, polyunsaturated fatty acid; fatty acid elongation, monounsaturated fatty acid; sphingolipid biosynthetic process. The transcript is spliced from 6 exons. NCBI's taxonomy places the organism in Eukaryota, Metazoa, Arthropoda, Collembola, Entomobryomorpha, Isotomidae. Gene Ontology annotation, cellular component: endoplasmic reticulum membrane. Gene Ontology annotation, molecular function: fatty acid elongase activity.
CAGAGAGGAGGUCUAGUUUGGUUGGUCGGUCGUUCGGUCCAGCUCCAAAGUUCAGUAUUUCAUUUCUCACUGGUUCUUUAUAACAAAGUUUCAUUCCGCACAUCUUAAGUAAUAAGGAGCAGACAGAAGUGGUCUAUGGCCGGCUACUCGACUUGUAUUUAUCAAAUGUACCAUACCAGAGCACAAUUUGGCGACUAAUGCCAAACUUAUCAUCACCUCAUCUGACUGCACCACCAUUAAGUAUUUAUUAACUGAUAGUAAGUUGUGGUAUGGUUAAAUCCGAGUCAACUACUUUCACGAGCAUGGUGUAGUUGCAUGUAGAAUACUCGCAUUACUAUUAAGCAGUCAGUUCAGUUAGUUAUUGAUUGUGAAGGCAAACGGUAGUUUCCCAUCGGAGUAAUCGCUGGACUGACUCGUGCAGGAAAAUACCAAGGUCCGUGAUUGAAUUCGCUCGGAGUUAAAUACACACAAUUUUCGACUAGGGAAUUUCCAUUCAAUUGAGAUUCCCCUUUCUUCACAACAAAUCGAGAACACUCUCAACUUUGGCAUUGAGUUGAAAAUAAUUGCAUAAUACUGGAAUAUAUAUCAAUCAGUUAUUGCUCACCGCUCGCCACAUUUGUUCAACAACUGCUCACCAAGAAUGGACGCUGCAACCGCUCAUCAGAGUCUUGGGGGUGAAAGGGUCCCACCAUUUCAACUCGAACACAAAGAAAUGAUUGCAAUGCCAAAUUAUACCAAUAUGCUCAAGUUUGAGCGAGAUUUCAACAAAUUCGAGUCGAAAGUAUGGAUGGAGGAAAACUGGACCAUCAGUUUCUACUACGUGGGCGCCUACCUCCUCUUCAUCUUCCUAGGCCAGCAGUACAUGCAGAACAGACCUAGAUUUGAGCUCAAAAAACCUCUAAUCGUGUGGAACCUAGCGUUGGCUGCGUUUUCAAUUUUUGGAGCCUUCAGAAGCGUCCCCGAAUUACUCUUCAUUUUCAAUAGACCCAAUGGCUUUCACCACACUGUGUGCUAUCCAAGUUGGGGACAGAACCAAGCGUGGCAGUUGUGGACAUUCCUCUUCGUCACCAGCAAAGCGUUAGAAUUGGGUGACACAGUUUUCAUCGUAUUGAGAAAACAACCUCUAAUAUUCCUUCACUGGUAUCACCAUGUCACAGUCUUACUCUACAGUUGGUACUCGUACAGCGAAUUUAUAGCUCCAGCUAGGUGGUAUGUCACAACUAACUUUGUGAUUCAUUCGUUCAUGUACUCGUACUACUUCUUGCGUGCCCUUCGAGUCUACAUACCCAAACCCAUAGCUGUUGCCAUCACCAGCCUACAACUGGUUCAGAUGAUUGUGGGUGUGAUCGUCAAUGUUCACGCAUAUUUCGCCAAGGCGAGGGGCGAGACGUGUGAUGUUAGCGACCAGAACAUUCAAUUGAGUUUAAUAAUGUACUCUUCGUACUUUGUCCUAUUUGCUCGAUUCUUCUAUAAAGCGUACCUGAGAAAAGCAGCCUCCAGCAAAUCUAAGAGCAAAGCUCAAUAGGAACUUCAUUACCAGAACUAUUCAUUAAUUUAAUUUAACAUUAUUUAGUCUUGACUCUUGACGACAAUAAGAUUAUCCGACAAUUUUUAUGACAUUAUCAUGUGAUUGAUACAUGUAUAUCAGUAAUAAAUGGCCAAGUAUUGACUUUAAAA